AUGAUUGGCUCUGAUUCUGGAAGCAGCACAUCCCUGACAUACCCCUGCUCGCCGAAGAGCAUUACACCCCCGCGGGACCCGGCACCGUUAGCAGUGCAAGCUGCAGUGGUACCGCUAGCAGGGCCUGUGGGUGCCUUUCUCUUCGACAGCACCUCGGCUCCGGGUCGUGAGCCAGCACUUGUUCUAUGUCUCUCGCUCUCACACAGCCUCGCUCUAUACAAACCUCAGUUAAUUAGCCUGUAUCCCCGCUUAGCCAACACGACUUUGACUUCCCUAUUCAUCAUAAUGAGCUUUAUAUAUGCAAAACUCUUGGUUGUCAUAUGCGUUGCUUAUGUGGUUUCUGAGGUAGUGACUCACAGCUUACCGCUCGUAUAUUAUGAAGGAUUUUUUACCUACCUAUAUGGAAUGAGCAUUCUUUUCUUGCUAUAUGUCUUCUGUUUCCUUCUUCAAGAAAGCUCCUGCUGCCAAGGUGGUGAACCUAAACCUCCUAAGCCGAAAAAAGAAAAAAAGGAGAAGGAGAAUCAAAAAAAUCAAAAGAAAGAGAAAAAAGAGAAGGAAAAGGAAAAGAAGGAAAAAGAGAAGGAUAAGAAGAAGGAAGCUAAAGAAAAGGAAAAGGAGAAAGAAGGUACACCAGCUGCAGCUCCUCCUCCUCCUCCAGCACCACCACAGGGGCAGCGGAACUCACGUUCAAAUAUUUUCCAGAAUGACGUAUACCCACGCAAAAUGCGCGAUGUGGUACGACAGAAGUCACUCUCCGAUGUGGAUGGGAGUCAGAUGGGUUUAGGGACAUUGAAGAAGGGUAAACCUGGAUGUGAGAGUCAAUCACAAGAGAAGCUUACACAGGAAGGUGGUGAUUUAGAAGCUGGCAUAGUUCAAAUUUCUUCACCGGGUAGGAAACGAAAGACAUCCCAGAACACUUGUAGUCAUGGAAGCUUCUUCUUAAGAGUUGGAGCAAUAGCUUUUGGACUUGCCACAAUGAUAUACAAUGGUCUCGAAUUUGGAGCUUUUUUUGAAAUUCCAUUUACAUCUCCAUGUUACCAGAUCCUUAGAGGUGUUAAUCCUGUGCUUCAAAUGGUAUUUACAUUCAUGCAGAUGUAUUUCAUUUUUAUGAACUCCAGACUAAACAUCCACAGGUUUAAAGUAAUUGCUCGGUUUGGCUUAAUGCAUAUUGUAGCUACCAAUUUAUGUGUUUGGAUAAGGACACUGGUCUUAGAAAGUCUGAAAGAAAUAUCUGGUUAUUUAGAAAGGAAUUUAACCACUGCUUCACCUUCAACAGCUAGUUUUGCUAAUGAGUUUUCAUCAUUUGGACGUCCUGCAGCUCCUGAGGGUUUCCGGCCUGUACUGCCAAAUGUUGCAACAACUCCCACUACCACCACAACCACCAUGACGGCAAAAUAUUUUCGUCAAACUGUGCAGACACUUGCUACAAGCACGGCCCGCGCAAUUCGUUCCACAGUCCUUCCAACCAUUAUGACAACUACCCCUACUACCACAACAAUGAGAACUACCACAACUCCUACCACCACCCAUAUUUCUACCACACUUUCUACUACACCCUCCACUACCCCAUUCCAACCCUUCUUCUUUAACUCAAAUUUGCGCAAGAAUUUCACUGAAGCAUUAACUCAAUUGUCAACUCCAGUUAAUCCAGUUAUUAAUUGGGAUCAUAUUGGUGAUUCUCCAUUGGCCCCUCAAGCUCUAAUAGAUCACAGGUCACUCUCAUCUGAGAAUUGUGAGAGGAACAAUAUCAUGGGAACGAUUGUACAGGAUUCAGCUCCUUAUCUAUUCCCUUUCAUCAUUGAAUACAGUCUCAUUGGAGCUGCGGUAAUCUAUGUAAUGUGGAGACACAUUGGAAGAAAUCCUAGGUACCAUGGUGAAGAGGAGCUAGAACAAAGGUUGGAAGUGAUUUUAUCAAGAAGAGCUGUCGCAAUGGCUCAGGCACAACAUGGUGGACCAAUGGACUGUGUUGGUGCUAGCAAAGGAUUGUUCUUGGGGCUAUUGCUGCUUGUCGGGUCUCUGAUAUGCCUGAUUCUAUUUUUUGUUCUGAUCCAUAAUCCAAUUCACAGUCUUCUUGCUAUUUACCUCGCAGAUGUUUCACAUUGUAUUCUUAUGGCUUUAUCAAUACUAGCUAUCAUCAUUGGCUUCAUAAGAGUUCAAGGAUUAAAAUUUAAAGGAGAAGAACAGAGUGAUCUCAAUGAUAUCCUACUACGUGUAUCGGCAUUUGGUCUGUUUGUUUAUUCUGUAUUUAGCAUAAUUGCUGGAUCUCUCGCUGCACUAACCAGUGAACCAAAUCUUUUAGUAAUGAUAACUGGAAUACUAUCAAUUGUUCAGGUAGUUUUACAAUUGCUGUUCAUUGCUGAUGUAUCAAGAAGACGUGUGCAUUUACCUGAACAUGACAGAAGCAAACCUGGCCGUCAAAUAGUAACAUUCCUUCUUAUUGCUAAUGUUACAAUGUGGAUUAUUUACACAUUUGAGACUCAAAAGGUUGUUGCUAAUCCAGUACAGUUGGAGUUUUAUGGAUUUCUUGCUUGGUCAAUGGUUCAAAGGGUUACCCUUCCAUUAUGCAUUUUCCACCGUUUUCAUUCAGCUGUAACUCUAGCAGAGAUAUGGAAAACAAGCUACAAGCCCAGAAUCGAUUAAUCCAUCCUUUUUUUGAGCUAUUUUGGUUGUUAUGAAUUCAUUUGAAUUUUUAUAACAAUUUCUGCCACAAUCAAAAAUAAGUAGAUAGUGAAGCAAAAAAAUACGGCUUUCAAUGUAUUCUUUUUUUGCUUGAGAGAACCUUUAGCAGAUCCCACACUGGUUGUUCACUGGAAAAAGCCAAUUUACAAUUUUGCCAAUCAUAAAAAUUACAAAAAAAAAAGCCAAAAUAUGUUUGCUCAAGUGCAUUGGACAGUAUAAUAAACUUGUGUAAAAAGUAACUCAGUGGUAAUUGUACAUCGGCUUCCAGGAUACUGUGUGUCAUAAUUGUAAGAUUUAUAUAUACUAAUAAAAAUUUUGAUAAAUUUAAUCAUCAUUUAUUAUUAACAUCAAUAAAUUAUUAUUUAUUUAGUAUCUUUAUUGCAUCAAUGAUGCAAAAUCAAAAAUGAUUUGACAUUGGAUUUGUUUUAUGUUAUUAUAUAUCGCCUGCAACAAAUUUCUAAUAAAUGAUUAAUAAUUAUAUUAUUGUAAACUAGACAGGUGCUUAUUGGAUGUCGCCACUAUCUUUAUAUUUAUCUGAUACUCCUGAACAUAUAGUAUGUAGAUAUUAGAAUAGAAUGUGAAUGUUGUAACUCAGAAUAAUAUAAAUAUAACGUCAAUAUCAACAUAUUCUUUUACGCACAUUUAUUUAGGUGCCAUAUGUUUUGAUAUUAGGUAUAUUUUAUGCCAUGACAAGAAAGUGAGUAUAACCACAACAGUUUCUAUUCUCAUUAUUAAUUCAUAGUAAAUCAAAAAUGUUACUUAAUUAUAUGUAUCCAUUGUGACAAUAGGAUGUAACUUUUUUUCUAUUAUUUCGUUAAUAUGAUAAUUGUGAUUAUCAUUGAACACAACCGGCUACUAUAAAAUUUAUUUCUUCUGGUAUAUUUUUUUUUUGGAACUAACCAAAAUGUCAUAUUAUACCAGUUUCUAAGAUCUGAUUUAAUGUUUAUAUGAAUUAUAUGGGUCCAUUACGUUGUGCAGUUAUUGAUCUUGACUUUUUUAAAAAUUUAGAUUCUGUUAGAAAUUUUUUAAAUAGGUUUUAUUUUCCUAUGUAAAAUUAAAAAAAAAUAUUCUUGGUGGUAAUUAUAUGCACAGACACACAGGGUUCUCCUCCCUUGUUUAUUUAUUUUUUUCUUUUUACUUUGUAUAAUAGUCUAAAUUAUUAAUGUACAUUGAAUGCAUUUAAAUAUAAUAUAUUGAUAUGUUAGAUAAUCAAGCUUGGUUGAAGUCUUGUAAUAGUAAUAAUGCACUCAACCCUAGAGAAAAAUGUACCUGACAGCUGAAUUGAUGGUCUGCUAAAUCUUUGUUGGAGAUCAUGCAAUAGUAUUUCAUAUUAAUGUAAUCUUUAUUUUUAAAUCAUAAUUUUUUAAAUUAAGAAACAAAAUUUUAUCAAUAUGAAAGUAUUUAAAUCUCCUUACCAAAUGAAUGGGGACUGAUUCAUUGAUCAAUAUAAAUUGUAAAUUCUUAUAUAACUGAUGAAAUUUUUGCCGUUCAUAAGUGUGGCAUUGAUCUUAAUAAUAAACUAACUAUAGAGAAUUUUUUUUCCCCCUGUGUGUUGAGGGUUUAUGUAGAACACCACAAAAUUUAUUUUGAUAGCAUAAGGACUAUGUUUGUUCUAAUGACUUUUACCUUGUACAUAGGAUUGAUAAAUUCAUAGAUGUGAUAUAUUUAAGAGUUUAUUGUAAUUACUUUACCAAAGUAUUUAGAAUAUUUAUUGCUAUAUUAACUGUAAAUAGUUUACAUCAUUUUAUUUUCAUGUGUUUGAUGUGACAAUUAUAUUGUAAAUUUUGUAUUAAGAUUGUUUUAAAUAACAAGUAAAAGUAUGUUUUGUUUACUUUGAGGUUUAAUUUAAUCUGAACUGAAUUAUUUAAUUUGUGUCUAGCAUAUAAGAUUUUUGUUCUUCAAAAAAUUUGUUUUCUUAUUGUGGGUCCAACUUUAAUUAAAUUAUUAUUUAUAAUUAAAUGAAACCCAACAUUUGGACAUUGUUAGGCAUUAAGUAAGAAAAUACAGUAAAUAUUAAAUAUUAAUGUUCAUUAACUUAAAGUAAAUGUUUAAGAAACAAUAUCAAGUGUUUUUGGAAUCAUGGCUGAAUCGUAGCCAUCGUGAUUACAAUUUUAUAUUUUUAAGUUUCAAUUUAAUGUAAAUUAUAAAUAAGGUACCUAAUGAAUUAUGAUAAAUGUAUAUUUGCUAUAUGUUAAUGUGAAACUUGUAAAGUCCAUUUUAUGCUUUAAGUGCAUUUAUAAACCAUCUAUUAAUAUAUUUAUCAUAUUUGUAUAUCAGAUCAAUAAGCAGUUCAAUUAUUUUUUGUAUUCAAUUUUUUACCCUCUUGAUCAUUAAUACCAUUUCCAUCAAACUGCCAUGUUAAUUUUUUAUUUUUUAUUUAUAUCAUAAUUUAUGCUAUUGAAGUAAGAAAAAUAAUGAAUGAAUUGUACCCCUUGUGUGUUUAUUAUAUGUGCAAUAAACACAAUGUUAUCGAUUGUAAUAUUUUAUAUAUUUAAACUUUACUUAAUCAUGAACAAAAGUUUUGCUAGAUUAUAGAUUUAUUUUUAAAAUAUUUCUUAAUAAGGUAAGUGGUUUAUUAAGCUAUUGAUAUAAGAAAACACAGAAGUCUUAUUUAAUUGCAUUUAUCAAAGGUAAUAGAAAUCACUGCCGAGCUAAAGACCACUUUUUCAGGUAUCAAAUGAUUAUUCAUUAAAAAAUAAAAUAAAACAAUUAUGAAAUACAAGGAAAAUAAAGACAUUUUGAUGUAAUUACAAACACAUUCUGAAAAACUUAUGAUUAUUAGUAGCUUUUUGAAGUCUAGGAGUUUUCUGGUUCAUAAUUGAAAAUGUAGUCUUGCUCAUGGUCAGUAUUUCCUAUAAAUGAAUCUGAAAAAAAUACUUUAUUACUGUUCAAUAUUUUAAUGUUAAUGUUAGUACCUACCUAUUUAAGGAAAAGAAUUUAGUGUAUUUUAAUCCAGAGAAAACAAUUGUUAGUCAUGUAUUUACAUUUAAAAAUUUAUAUUUAUUUUUUAUUCUAAUAAAAAAAAAUGGAAAAGAUUUACUUAUGACUAAUGUAAUAUAAAGGUCUUUUUUUACCGAAGGUUGUAUCAACUAUGAUGCUGUUAUAAAUGGAAAUAAAUAUGGAAUUGUAAAAU
Molecule: messenger RNA, 5812 nt
Organism: Nezara viridula (southern green stink bug)
Lineage: Eukaryota; Metazoa; Arthropoda; Insecta; Hemiptera; Pentatomidae
Source: the annotation of a GenBank genome assembly